Molecule: messenger RNA, 474 nt
Organism: Linum trigynum
Lineage: Eukaryota; Viridiplantae; Streptophyta; Magnoliopsida; Malpighiales; Linaceae
Source: the annotation of a GenBank genome assembly
AUGUGCGAUUUGGGCUUGCAAGGGUUGGCGAAGAGGAUGCGGGCUGGGGAGACGCCAAGGGAGAGGACGGAUCAACAAAAUCUUGAACAAAAUAGAUUCAUCACAUCUAACUCUCUGUCUCCCUCAAUCUGCGGAUGGUACUCCUCACAGUCAUGUUCUUCUAUUUUUCUUUCUAUCUGCAUUUCUGCAGCUGUUUUGUGUGCUGAAAGAGGGAUGAGAUCACAUUUGCUGUUGAGAGGGGAGCAACCUCAGAUUCUUACUGGCUAUAAUCUUAUCUCCAAAAUGUAUGGACAUGUCAGCUAUGUUCCAAGAUCGGUUUAUGCAGAUAGGGAAGCCAUGCCGAAGGGCCAUGCUGAUUUGUUGGCCGGGAGCCAUGGUCAUGUUCUGUGGUGUAGUGACAUUGCUAAAGCUUCUUUUGCUGACGAAAGCAAAGCUAGGUGGAAUAAUGUUGGUGUUGGUAGUGAGGAGGAUUGA